Messenger RNA from Brachypodium distachyon (stiff brome), 1806 nucleotides. RefSeq lists its product as uncharacterized. The record is from RefSeq and is a predicted model, not a curated record. The transcript is spliced from 13 exons. NCBI's taxonomy places the organism in Eukaryota, Viridiplantae, Streptophyta, Magnoliopsida, Poales, Poaceae. Bases 131 to 1573 code for a protein of 480 amino acids. Gene Ontology annotation, molecular function: LPPG:FO 2-phospho-L-lactate transferase activity.
GUCAGUGGUGCGAGCACGAGUCGCAGAGAGGGGACAGAACGCGCGGAUUUCGUUCGGGGCGUUGGCCUUGGCCGCUCGCUCGCUGUUUGAUGCGCUGCGGCUGCUUCCUCCGCCCGCCCACCACCACCCGAUGGCGCUCCUCGCCACCACCCCACCAUAUACUAUAACGACGCGCACGUCAGCGGCGACCCCGUGCUCCGCCUCCUCUUCCAGAAGCCGCUCCCUCCGCGCGCCAGGGAGAUCCGCCGCCUCCCGGGCCCCUCGCGCCAUGGCCGCCCCCGGAGCUGAUUCCGCCGCCGUGGCUGCGGCUGCUACCGGUGGCUCUGCUCCCCCGUCCCUGCUCGUAUUCUCAGGCGGAACAGCAUUUAAUGGUGUUGUGGAAGAGUUGAAGAAAGUGACUACUCAAGUUGUGCAUGUCCUCCCAGUUUCUGAUGAUGGUGGAAGCACAGCUGAGAUUGUUCGCGUGCUUGGUGGACCUGCUGUGGGAGACAUAAGAUCAAGAUGCUUGAGACUGUCUGAUGAAAGCACUUUAGAAGCCCUCUCUGUUCGGAGAUUGCUUGGGCACCGUUUGCCUCUUGAUUCUUCAGAAGCAAAGCUGGAGUGGUACCAGAUUGUGGAAGGGGAACACUCAUUAUGGGAUGGUGUCUCUCGCCCCUACAGGGAAACAAUCCGUGCUUUCUUGGUCUACUUCCAUAGCGAGAUCCUUCGGCGAUCAGUUGAAACGUUUUGCUUCACCAAUGGCAGCAUUGGGAAUUUCUUUUUUGCUGGCGCUCGCAUAUUCUUCCAGUCUUUGGAUGCUGCGAUUUUUUUGUUUUCCCGUGUGUCACAAAUCCCUGCAGAAAGUCUCGUGCUUCCAGUGAUAUCCACAAAUGACAGGCUUACUCUGGGAUGUGAACUAUGGGAUGGGACUAUCAUUCGGGGCCAAAAUGAAAUAUCGCAUCCAAGCAAUGGCCACAGAGAAGUUGUUAACAAGGACUGUAAUUCAUGCACUGCUCUUCCUUCAAGCAUCAAGCGUGUCUUUUACAUGUCAAGUGAAGGUAGCAAUCUGUUGCAUGAGGUCUUUCCUCAAGCUAACCAAACAGUUUUAGAGCAGUUAAGUAAGGUGGAUUGCAUUGUAUAUGCCAUGGGAUCACUAUUUACAUCAGUUUGUCCAUCACUGGUACUGCGUGGCAUUGGUGAGACUAUAGCAUCGCGAUCCAUUCCGAAGGUACUUCUUUUAAAUGGAUCACAUGAUAGAGAAACUAUUGGGCUGUGCGCUUCUGGCUUUGUGACUGCAAUUACGGAUUCUUUAAAUCGUACAUAUGGUGAUCCUGACAAAAGUCUAAAGAAUCAUCCCAAAGACUAUGUGAAUGCCAUAUUGGUACCCAUAGGAGGCCAAAUUCCUUUAGAUGUUGAAAAUUUGGCGUCUAAAGGAAUUUUUCAUGUGAUUACCGUGGAGUCCGUAGUGGAUGAAAAGGUUGGCGUUAUAUUUGAUCCGCAGUCGUUAAUCCAAGCUCUGACCGGUCUGAUACCUGGGCAGAUGGAUUCUCUGCAACCUGAUUGUCUAACAGAAAAUGCAAAGUUUGCAUGCUGAAUCUUGAAUAGUGAACUUAAUUUUAGGUAUGCAUGCCAGUCCUAGUAUAAUCAUGUUUUACACGUCAGUGAUCCAGUUUCACCAAGUGUUGCAAUCUUGCACGAAAUGACACAGUUGGAGGGGUAAAACCUAAUAGAUGCACUGCAUAAUCUUCUCCUCGAACAAAUCAUCAUUUCUUCUGAUUUAUUUCAGUAUGUUUUCUGGUCAAUUAAUGGCGAUGGUUCAAGACUAAA